Molecule: messenger RNA, 5985 nt
Organism: Anoplopoma fimbria (sablefish)
Lineage: Eukaryota; Metazoa; Chordata; Actinopteri; Perciformes; Anoplopomatidae
Product: echinoderm microtubule-associated protein-like 6
Exons: 45
Coding region: 1-5985 (1994 amino acids)
Molecular function (GO): microtubule binding
Source: RefSeq, a predicted model, not a curated record
AUGUCGGACCGGAGCGCCCCGGUGUGCCGGCUCAGACUGGACUGGGUCUACGGGUACCGGGGCCACCAGUGCCGGAAUAACCUGUACUACACCGCCGGGAAGGAGGUGGUGUACUUUGUGGCCGGGGUCGGCGUGGUUUACAACACCAGAGAGCACAGCCAGAGGUUUUACCUGGGACACAACGACGACAUCAUCAGCCUGGCGUUGCACCCGGAGCGCUCCCUGGUGGCGACGGGUCAGGUGGGUAAGGAUCCCUAUGUGUGUGUGUGGGACUCCUUCACCGUCCAGACCGUCUCUCUGCUCCGGGACGGACACACACACGGCAUCGCCUGCCUCGCAUUCAGUGCUGACGGACAGAGGUUAGCCUCGGUCGGCCUGGAUGCCAAGAACACAGUCUGUAUCUGGGAGUGGAAGAGAGGGAAGAUCCUGGCUACAGCCACCGGACACUCAGACCGGAUCUUCGAUGUCAGCUGGGAUCCAUUUCAACAAAACCGUCUGGUGAGCUGUGGAGUCAAACACAUCAAGUUCUGGUCCCUGUGUGGUAACGCUCUCACUCCAAAGAGAGGGAUUUUCGGGAAGACAGGCGACCUGCAGACGAUCUUGUGUGUGGCGUCUGCUAAAGAUGACUUGACGUACUCCGGAGCGCUCAACGGGGACAUUUACGUCUGGAAGCUCCUCAACCUGAUACGAACAAUUCAGGCUGCACACUCGGCUGGCAUCUUCAGCAUGUAUUCCUGUGAGGAGGGUUUUGCAACGGGAGGCAGAGACGGCUGCAUCCGACUGUGGGACGCCGACUUCAAACCGAUCACCAAGAUCGACCUCCGAGAGGCCGAGCAGGGUUACAAAGGUCUGUCUAUUCGCAGCGUCUGCUGGCGAGCCGACCGGAUCCUGGCGGGAACUCAAGACAGCGAAAUCUUUGAGGUGAUGGUGAGGGAUCGGGACAAGCCGCUGCUGAUCAUGCAGGGUCACAGCGAGGGCGAGCUCUGGGCGCUGGACGUUCACCCCAAAAAACCUCUGGCUGUCACCGGCAGCGACGACCGCUCCGUCAGGUUGUGGAGUCUGGUGGAUCACGCCCUCAUCGCUCGCUGCAACAUGGAGGAGGCGGUGCGAAGCGUGGCGUUCAGCGUGGACGGAUACCAGCUGGCUCUGGGCAUGAAGGACGGAUCCUUCACUGUGCUGAGAGUCAGAGACAUGACGGAGGUCGUUCACAUCAAAGACAGGAAGGAGGUGAUCCAUGAGAUGAAGUUUUCUCCAGACGCAGCGUACCUCGCUGUCGGCUCCAACGAUGGACUCGUGGACAUCUACGCUGUCGCCCAGAGAUACAAGAAGGUAGGAGAAUGCGGUAAAUCAGCCAGUUUCAUCACUCACCUGGACUGGUCUCUGGACAGCAAAAUCCUGCAGACCAACGACGGAGCUGGAGAACGCCUCUUCUACCGAAUGCCCAUGGGGAAGCCGAUCCUCAGUAAGGAGGAGGUCAAAGGUCAGCGCUGGGCGUCCUGGAGUUGCGUCCUGGGCUCCGAGGUCAGCGGCAUCUGGCCUAAAUACUCUAAUCUAACCGAGAUCAACGCGGUGGAUGCCAAUCACGCUGCCGCUGUACUUGUUACCGGGGACGACCUCGGCCUUGUUAAGCUCUACCGCUUCCCCUGUCUGAGGAAAGGAGCUAAAUUCAAGAAGUACAUCGGUCACUCUGCCCAUGUGACCAACGUCCGCUGGUCACAUGACCUGCAGUGGGUUCUGACCACAGGUGGGGCCGACCACGCCCUCUUCCAGUGGAGGUUUCUACCAGAGUCGGUCAUGAACGGAGGACUGGAUACCAACAUACAAGACAGUCAUGUGGACUCCAACAGUGAGGAGUCGGACAGCGACGUGUCAGAUGUCCCGGAGCUCGACUCCGACAUUGAGCAAGAAACACAGAUCAACUACGACAGACAGGUGUAUAAGGAGGACCUUCCUCAGUUGCGACAGCAGAGCAGAGAGAAGAAGCUGCAGGUUGGAUCUCUGAAGAGACAGAGAGGACCAGACCAAGGCCUCCGGCUGCAGUUUGUUCACGGGUACCGUGGUUACGACUGCAGGAACAACCUGUUCUACACUCAGGGCGGGGAGGUGUUGUACCACGUGGCGGCGGUGGGCGUGGUAUACAACCGGCAGCUGCACAGCCAGCGCUUCUACCUCGGCCACGACGACGACAUCCUGAGCGUCAGCAUCCACCCGCUGAAGGACUACGCUGCUACGGGACAGGUGGGCAGAGACCCGGCCAUCCAUGUGUGGGACAUCCAGACUCUAAAGUGUCUCUCUUUGCUGAGAGGUUUCCACCAGAGAGGAGUGUGUGCUCUGGACUUCUCAGCUGAUGGAAAGAGUCUGGUGUCCGUGGGAGUCGAUGACGGACAUUCAAUUGUCGUCUGGGACUGGAAGAGAGGAGAGAAACUCGCUACUGCCAGAGGUCACAAGGAGAAGAUAUUCGUGGUGAAGUGUAAUCCCAUGCUGAUGGACAAACUGGUCACUGUGGGAAUCAAACACAUCCAGUUCUGGCAACAUGCAGGUGGCGGUCUGACCUUCAAGCGUGGUGCGUUCAGGAGCGUUGGCCGGCCGGAGACCAUGAUGUCGGUGUGUUACGGCCGCAGCGAGGCGCUGGUGUUCUCCGGCGCCGCCACCGGAGACGUUUACAUCUGGAAGGAAGCACUGCUGCUGAAAACAAUGAAAGCCCACGAUGGACCGGUGUUCGCCAUGUUCUCCCUUGACAAGGGCUUUGUGACGGGCGGUAAGGACGGUGUGGUGGAGCUGUGGGACGACAUGUUUGACCGCUGUCUGAAGACGUACGCCAUCAAGAGAGCGUCGCUGUCCCCGGGCUCUAAAGGCCUGCUGCUGGAGGACAACCCGUCCAUCAGGGCCAUCACUCUGGGACACGGUCACAUCCUGGUGGGAACCAAAAACGGAGAAGUUCUGGAGAUCGACAAGACCGGACCCAUGACCCUGCUGGUGCAGGGUCACAUGGAGGGAGAGGUCUGGGGUCUGGCCCCUCACCCCCUCCUCCCCGUCUGUGCCACCGUCAGCGACGAUAAAACCCUGCGUCUGUGGGAGACGUCGGCCAAUCACCGCAUGGUGGCCGUCCGCAAGCUGAAGAGAGGCGGUCGCUGUUGUGCCUUCUCCCCCGAUGGAAAGGCGUUGGCCGUCGGUCUGAGCGAUGGUGGCGUGCUGGUGGUGAACGCCGACACACUGGAGGAUCUUCUGAGCUUCCACCAUCGCCGAGACGCCAUCUCUGACGUCCGCUUCACCCCAGACUCAGGUAAAUUCCUGGCAGUGGCGUCACAUGACAGCUUCGUGGACAUCUACAAUGUGCUGACCAGUAAGAGGGUGGGGAUCUGCAAAGGGGCGACCAGUUACAUCACACACAUCGACUGGGACGCUCGAGGUAAACUGCUGCAGGUGAACACAGGAGCCAAAGAGCAACUUUUCUUUGAAGCCCCGAGAGGAAGCAGACAAACCAUCAGAAACUCUGAGCUGGAGCGAGUCGAGUGGUCCAGCUGGACGUCUGUUCUGGGUUCCAGCUGUGACGGCAUCUGGCCGACGCACAGCGACAUCACCGACAUCAACGCCGCGUCGCUCACCAGAGAUAGAACGCUGCUCGCCACCGGAGACGACUUUGGCUUCCUCAAACUGUUCGGAUACCCCGUUAGAGGUCAGUACGCUCGUUUUAAGCGUUACGUGGGCCACAGCGCUCAGGUGACAAACGUCCGCUGGGCUCAGGACGACUCCGCCCUGCUGACGGUGGGCGGAGCCGACACCGCCCUGAUGAUCUGGGCGAGGGAGCGAGGAGGAGGGCUCAGCGCAGAGGGGGAGGGGCCUUUGAGUUGCGAUAACCGACCCACCGUUGACAGCGAGGAGUCGGACGACGACAUCGAAGAGGACGGAGGCUACGACAGUGACGUUGCCCGAGAGAAGACGGUGGAUUACACCACUAAGAUGUACGCCGUCAGCAUCAGAGAGAUGAGAGGAACAAAACCACACCACCAGCUGAAGGAGGUGUCUGCUGAGGAGAGGUAUACACACAGACAAACACACACACACACACACUGGAGGCAGGGCAUUGUCAAGCCUCCGGUGAGUCGAGCGGCGCCGCAGCCUGAGAAACUCCAGAAGAACAACAUCUCCAAGAAGAAGAGGCUGGUGGAGGACAUGGUUUUGGAUCACGUGUUUGGUUUUCGGGGCUACGAUUGUCGCAACAACUUGCACUACCUCAACGACGGCACCGACAUCGUGUACCACACUGCUACCACCGCCAUCGUCCACAGUCUCUCCACUGGAACCCAGAGUUUCUACCUGGAACACACUGAUGACAUCCUCUCUCUGACCGCCAAUCAGCACCCGAAAUACAAAAAUGUCAUCGCCACCGGACAGAUCGGUGACGUCAGUGAACUGCCAGGCACCACUCCUUCCAUCCAUGUGUGGGAUGCGAUGAGUAAACAGACUCUGUCCAUCCUCCGCUGUCCUCACACUAAAGGCGUCGGCUACGUUAACUUCAGCGCCACAGGGAAGCUGCUGCUGUCUGUUGGAGUGGAACCUGAACACACCAUCACUGUGUGGCGCUGGCAGGAAGGGUCCAAGGUGUGCAGUAGAGCCGGACACCCGGACCGGAUCUUCGUGGUGGAGUUUCGGCCGGACUCGGACUCCCAGUUUGUGUCGGUGGGAAUUAAACAUGUAAAGUUCUGGACGCUGGCCGGCGGCGCUCUGAUGUACAAGAAGGGCGUGGUGGGGACGGUGGAGGACGGCAGGAUGCAGACGAUGCUGUCUGUCGCCUUCGGGGCUAAUAACUUGACGUUCACUGGAGCCAUUAACGGGGACGUGUACGUGUGGCGGGAUCACUACCUGCUGAGGGUGGUGGCGAAGGCUCACACCGGGCCGGUCUUCACCAUGUACACCACGCUGAGAGACGGACUCAUCGUCACCGGCGGCAAGGAGAGGCCGACUAAGGAGGGCGGUGCGGUGAAGCUCUGGGAUCAGGAGAUGAAACGUUGUCGAGCCUUCCAGCUGGAGACGGGGCAGCAGGUGGAGUGUGUCCGAUCCGUCUGCAGAGGCAAAGGUAAGAUCCUGGUGGGGACGAAGGACGGUGAGAUCAUCGAGGUCGGGGAGAAGAACGCAGCGUCCAACUUGCUGCUGGACAGUCACGCUCGGGGAGGCAUCUGGGGUCUGACUGCUCAUCCUACGAAAGAGCUCUGCAUCACCGCCAGUGACGACGCCACCAUCCGACUGUGGGACCUCACUGACAAGAAAUUGUUGAACAAGGUGUGUGUCGGCCACGCGGCUCGGUGUGUGAGCUACAGUGCGGACGGAGAGAUGCUGGCUGUGGGGAUGAAGAACGGCGAGUUCCUCCUCCUCCUCGCCAACUCGCUGAAGAUGUGGGCGAAGAAACGAGAUCGAAGUGUUGCCAUCCAGGACAUCCGAUUCAGUCCGGACCGGCGGCUGUUGGCGGUCGGUUCUGUGGAGAACACGGUGGAUAUCUACGAUGUGAGCGGAGGACCGACUCUGAGCCGCCUGGUUUACUGCAGCGACAUCCCUGCUUUCAUCCUGCAGCUGGACUUCUCUGCUGACAGCUGCUACAUACAGGUGUCCACAGGAGCUUAUAAGCGGCAGGUGUUUGAGGUUCCUUCAGGGAAGUCGGUGGACGACCAGACCAUCAUCGACAGAAUCACCUGGGCAACCUGGACCAGCAUUCUGGGGGAUGAAGUUUUGGGGAUUUGGCCGCGAAACGCAGACAAAGCUGAAGUGAACUGUGCGUGUGUGUCUCACGCCGGUAUGAACGUCGUCACCGGUGACGACUUCGGAUUGGUCAAACUGUUCGACUUUCCCUGCACAGAGAAGUUUGCCAAACACAAGCGCUACCUCGGCCACUCGGCUCAUGUGACCAAUAUACGCUUCUCCCAUGAAGACAAAUAUGUGAUCAGCACAGGAGGAGACGACUGCAGUGUGUUUGUGUGGAAAUGCCUGUAA